Messenger RNA from Argiope bruennichi, 5029 nucleotides. It is a transcript of the gene TppII, whose product is annotated as tripeptidyl-peptidase 2-like. Bases 82 to 3927 code for a protein of 1281 amino acids. Gene Ontology annotation, molecular function: serine-type endopeptidase activity; tripeptidyl-peptidase activity. The record is from RefSeq and is a predicted model, not a curated record. Gene Ontology annotation, cellular component: cytosol. NCBI's taxonomy places the organism in Eukaryota, Metazoa, Arthropoda, Arachnida, Araneae, Araneidae. Gene Ontology annotation, biological process: proteolysis. The transcript has 30 exons.
UCUCCGGUUUUUGUUUCUUAUUUCGCACAAACUGCUCCAUCAUUUCAGUAAUACUGUGGAUAACCACUGGAUGUUAAUGGAAUGAAUAUGGCUACCGGUAAUGGAAAUGAUUUUCCUGUUUGGGCUUUGCUGCCUAAGAGAGAAACUAAUGUAUCGUCUUUCUUGACUAAAUAUCCAGAAUAUGAUGGUCGAGGAGUAAGAAUAGCUAUUCUUGAUUCAGGCAUUGAUCCUGGUGCUAAAGGUUUACAGAAAACCAGUGAUGGGAAACAGAAGAUCAUUGAAAUGACUGAUGCAACUGGAGCUGGUGACGUGGAUACUUCUACUUGCGUAAAGAGUAUCGAUGGCUGCAUCACUGGGCUGACUGGUCGAGAAUUAAAGAUACCAUCUUCUUGGGAAAAUCCCUCAGGAAAAUUUCAUAUUGGUGUGAAAAAUGCUUAUGAAUUGUAUCCUAAACAGCUGAAAGAACGUGUGAUUAAAGAAAGGAAAGAGAAGUAUUGGGAUCCAUUUCACAAGCUGCUUGUUGCGGAAACAACUAGGAAAAUUCAAGAAUUUAACACUUUGAAUCCCAAUGUUAAUCAGCUUUCACAAAAACAGAAAUUAGAUAAAGAAGAACUGGAGGCACAGCUAGAAGUACUGAACAGUUUGGAAAGAAAAUAUCAUGAUGUUGGGCCAACAUAUGAUUGUGUUGUCUUUCAUGAUGGGAAAAAAUGGAGAGUUGUGAUUGAUACAUCUGAAAAAGGUGAUCUGGAGAAUUGCAAACUUCUUGGUGUCUAUUCAGAAACUUAUGAUUAUGCAAUGCUUACUCCUAAUGAUAGAUUGAAUUAUUGUGUGAACAUAUAUGAAGAUGGCGACCUUCUGGAAAUCGUUAGCAUGUCAACUGGCCAUGGAACACAUGUUGCUAGUAUUGCUGCUGCAUAUUUUCCGGAUGAACCAAACAAAAAUGGAGUUGCACCUGGUGCACAAAUUGUCAGUAUUGGUAUUGGAGACUUGCGAUUGGCAUCAAUGGAAACUGGUGCAUCUUUGACUCGUGGAUUGAUCAGAGUGAUUAAAAGUAAAUGUGACAUCAUUAAUAUGAGUUAUGGAGAGCAAUCUAACUGGUGUGGGGGAAGAAUACUGGAACAUAUACAUCAGAUUGUCGAUAAGCAUGGUGUAAUAAUGGUAUCUAGUGCAGGAAACCGUGGCCCAGCUUUAUCUACUGUUGGAACUCCUCCUAUUACUCCUACUGAUUGCAUCAUAGGUGUGGGAGCCUAUGUGUCUCCUGAUAUGAUGAUAGCUGAAUAUUCUCUUCGCGAUAAAAUGCCUGGCUUGGGUUAUACAUGGACAUCCCGUGGACCUGGAAUGCAUGGAGCCUUGGCUGUAAGCGUUUGUGCUCCUGGUGGUGCUAUUACAUCUGUGCCAAACUGGACUUUGCGAGGAGCACAGUUGAUGAAUGGAACAUCAAUGAGUGCUCCGCAUGUUGCUGGUUGUGUUGGUAUUUUAUUAUCUGGAAUGAAACAACAAAAUAUUCCAUAUUCACCGUACAGUGUUCGCCGAGCUAUUGAAAAUACUGCUUUAAAAGUCAGUACCUGGGAAGCAUUUGGUAUGGGACAUGGUUUAAUUCAGGUUGAUAAAGCGUUUGAUCACCUAGUAAAUUAUUCAAAAUAUGUUGAAAAUUCUAUUCGCUUUCAUGUCACUUCCAAUCACAAAAAUGGUAUAUAUUUAAGAGAUUCUCAGAAAAGAAACUAUCCAUCGUUAUUCCAUAUAACAGUUGAACCAAUAUUCUUGAGAGAUACUGAUGCAGAUCCUGAAAGCAAAAUAAAUUUUGAAAUGACUUUAAAACUCACUUGUGAUGUUCCUUGGGUUUAUGUGCCAUCUAAUUUAUGCCUUAUGUAUUCACCUCGAACUUUCAGUAUUCGCAUUGACCCAUGUGGCCUCCCUAUCGGAGAACACUUUACAUGGAUCAAAGCAUAUGACACGGCUUGCAUUGAAAAGGGGCCUGUUUUUCAUUUUCCGAUUACUGUUAUAAGAAGUCGAAAGUUAUCUGGCGAUAAAUUGAAUUGGAGCGAUACUCUGUUAUUACAACCUGGCAAGCUUUUGAGAGAAUUUUUGGAAGUUCCAGCUGGUGCUACUGCUGCUUCUUUACAUCUGAGCUGUCGUGAAAAUAAAAGUGAAUGUUGCCUUGUUGUCCAUGCUGUUCAGCUCCGUCCACAAAUAUGCUGCAAAAAUCAUGAAUAUUACAAAAUGUUUCGCUUGGGACCAAAGGAGGAAUCCGUUUGUUUCUUUUCUGUUAAAGAGAAACUGGUUUUGGAAGUUGUUAUUGUGCAGUGGUGGACAGCUUUAGAAUCUGCUACCGUUAACUAUAACCUUACUUUUCGUGGACUACUUCCUGAUUCACCAAGUAUAAGUAUGCAUGGAGCUGAUGGCAUUCACCGAGUGGAUAUUCAGUCUUCAAUUAUGUAUGAAGAUUUGUCACCAUCUGCUGUUCUCAAGAAUCAUGUUUUAGUUUUGAGGCCAAAUGAAAAUAAAGUUAAACCUCUUAAAUCCAGAGAUGUUAUUCCUGAUGGUCGACAAGUUUAUGAAUUACAGCUCACUUAUGCAUUCAGUGUGACAAGAUCAACUGAAAUCACCCCUGUAUUUUCUUUACUUUCUGAGCUUUUGUACGAGUCAGAAUUUGAGUCCCAACUUUGGAUGUUGUUUGAUUAUAAUAAGCAGUUAAUUGCUGUUGGAGAUGCUUAUCCAAGUAAGUAUGCAGCAAAAGUGGAUAAAGGAGACUAUACCUUGAAACUGCAAAUACGUCAUGAAGAUUCUGCAUUACUUGAGAAACUGUCUGAAGUGCCACUGCUGAUUUCUAUAAAAUUGUCUAGUAACAUAUCUAUUGACAUCUAUGAUAAGCAUUGUAAUGCUCUGAUUAAUGGGAAAAAGAUAAACGGUCAAACUGUAGCACCAGGAUCCACUGUUCCUAUUUUCUUAGCGCCUAUUCCAAGUGAUAAGCUUCCAAAAAGUUGUUCUCCUGGAAGUUAUCUUUCUGGCAACAUGACAUUUUUCAAAGAAGAUGCUGUAAAAAAAGCUGAUACUUAUCCAAUUAAGUACAUCAUACCAGAACUACCAAAAAGACCUAGUUCAAAGUCAGCUACGGAUAAAGAAAAAACCUUAGAAGAGGAAUUUGCUGAAGAGCUUAAACAGAUGAAAAUUAAUUGGAUUUAUAAGUUAACUGGAAAAUCAUCGAAAGAUCUAUAUAAUGAGAUGAUAAUAAAGGAAACUGAUAAUAUGAGUCCUAUUCUUCUAGCACGCUUGGUGUCUUUAGAUAAAGAAUAUGCAAACAUUUCGCAAUAUGAGCAAAAGAAAAAUCACUUGCUUGAAAUGGUUGAAUUAGCGGACAAAAUUUUGUCAGGUUCAAACUGCAAUGAAAUAUUAGCUGCUAUGGGCUCUAAAACUGACAAGAAAGAUCAACCGAACUUUAAAAAAUAUGAAGGCCAAAAAAGUUGUAUUAUUGAAGCUAUAGUUAGGAAAGGAAAAGCUAUGUGUGAUUUCCUGUCUCUAAAUUCUGAUACAACUAGUGAUAAAUCUGAGCAAGGAAGUGAAGGAUCUAAGUCUGUGGAAAAUGGAGAUAUAUCCACUCAUACUGUAUUUCCAGUGUUUUCAAUGGUAAAACCUGGGAGUGAUGCAAACAUAACUUUAGAUGUAGUGAAUGAAGUUUAUUCUGAGCUUCUAAAGUGGACUGAUCAAGCAGAUACUAAGAUAUUUGGUUUCACUGAGAAGCUGUGUUUAGCACAUGGUCACUUUGGAAAAGUAUUGAAACUUAUAUUGAAACAACAAGAUGAGAAAAGAACUUUGGAAAAUGAGAAAAAAUGCAUAGAGCUUUACCAAAAACUUGGCUGGGAUCACUGUGCUGCCUUUUUCCAAAGAAAUAUGCUUGUCCGAUAUCCACUGUCACACGCAUUAUUUUGAAAAUCAUGUGAUUAAAUCCAUAUUUAUACAAUAUUAUAUUAUAUUAUAUGUCAAAGUACUUGUGUUAAUUGUAUAACAGUCCAUUUUACUUUGCAUUCUCAGUGACAUUCAUGUUUGUGUGUACACUCGGUUAUAUGUUUUUAUUACAUAUAUUUUAGUUUUUAUUUAUUAUAUUUUGUCAAUCAUGUUUAUUGAAAAAUAUAAUUUCCUACAGGGUUGCUAUGCCACCAGAAAAGAAAAAGGAAAAUUUAAAAAAUUUCAAAAGAAAAGGGAAUUUUAAGUUUUUUAACCCCCUCCCCUCUAAAAAUGCCGAUCUCUAAAGAUUACAAGAGUAAAAGAUCGUGGUCAUAACUUCCAAAAGCGAAACAAUACUAAUCGCAAUUGUGUAAUGUGGAAAACUCGCCUCUUUGCCCUCUCCUCUUUUUCUGUAUAGAUCAUUCCACUUUCGAUUUACGAUACAGUUUUCCUUUUCCCACUCGAUUCCGGAAUAGCAGCUAAUGAGCGUCCACGAAACCUCUGCAACUGCGUAAAAAAAUAGAAUUCAUUUCUUUGGCAGGAAUAGCAACAUUCAAUCUGCGGAAGCACCACGGUGUUCUUAUUCUAGCAUACGUGAAUUUAUUACGUGGUUUGUUUAUUAUUUGAGAAACUGUGAGCUUAUUCAAAAUAGAUUAGAGAGUUUAUUUUUGAAACAAGGAGCUACUCAAAAUCUAUUUAAUAUGAAUUGAACGGAUAAAAACAAUCCUGAUUUUGUUGAAUGGAUUCGAGAAGUUCCGCAAAAUCCUUUUGUUGCGUACUGUUCUCUUUGUAAGAAGAUAAUAAGAUUAAGUAAUAUGUGAAAACAGACACUUAUUAGUUACUCCAAAAUAUUAAAGCAUACAAGACUGCAUGCCAGUUGAAAAAGUCAUCAUUGAUGUUGGAUUUGGUAUCUAACAGGAAGACAGGAGAUGACACGUCAAAUUUAAUGCCCGAAAUUAACAGAUUUCGGACUUUAGCUUUAAAUGAUUUUUCUUUAAUUAAAAAGUUUUAUGGGCAUUAAAAUUGUUGCGUCACAGUCUUGUAAUGCAUUCUAUGAUGUAUCGAAAAUAUGUUCAUUGAUAGUGAA